UCCGGGUGCUAUCCAUUUCAGCGAAGCUUGCAAGCUUCAAACACUCCAGCAAGAAAACGAACCAUUGAUAAAGAAAUACUAAGAUCAAUAAGAGCUUCGUUUUCGAUUUUCAAUCGAAUCAAUUAGAGUUUCGGGAGAGCUCCAAUGGCCACUCACAGUUUGUCAUUCUUUUCGAUCCCGUCUCCUUCACAGUCUUGCAAACGACCACAAUCUGAGAACUCUCCAGCUCCCAACCUGAAAUCUCUACCUUGCUCUUUCCUCGGGCGGGAACUCUCGAUUCGUGUUUCGAAUUGGAACGUUCCCACUUCAAAACGACGCAGUUGCGUUGUUGCAACAGUCGCGUUCGAUCUCCCGUCUACGGAUGUAGAAAAAGCUCCUUCUGGGAAACAACCUAAAUGGUCAGCCAGGGCGUUAAAGGCUUUCGUAAUGGCCGAAUUAGAAGCUAGAAAGCUCAGGUACACCACCACUGGCACUGAAGCCUUGCUCAUGGGUAUCUUGGUUGAAGGAACCAGUUUGGCUGCUAAGGCUUUGAGGGAAAGUGGCGUUACACUGUUCAAGGCGCGAGACGAAACUGUGAAGCUACUUGGUCAAUCUGAUAUAUACAUUUUCAGUCCUGAGUAUCCUCCUCUGACGAAACCUGCUCGGAAGGCUCUUGAAUGGGCAGUUGAUGAAAAACUGAAAUCAGGCGAGGAUGGAGAGUUGACUGUAUCCCAUUUGCUUCUUGGUAUUUGGGCACAAGAGGUAUCAGCAGGGCAUAUAGUAAUGGCCACACUUGGUUUUACCGAUGAGAAGGCCAAGGAGCUAGCGAAAACUAUUGACAAGGAUAUCAUAUUAAGCUUCAAAUAGCCACUUCUGACGGUUUAAGCAAUUGACAGUUUGGUUGUUGUCUGGAGGAUCAUUGAAGACUGAAGUGCUGUUGAAACUUUGAGACUGUGUUAGCCUAGUGUUUUGCUGCAGACUGCAGCAAUUUGUUUUCUCUUACCCAACAAACAUUUUGUUCUGUUUUUGUUCAUAAAUGUGAAGAAUUGCUUUGCCAUUACUUUA
Molecule: messenger RNA, 1044 nt
Organism: Ipomoea triloba (trilobed morning glory)
Lineage: Eukaryota; Viridiplantae; Streptophyta; Magnoliopsida; Solanales; Convolvulaceae
Product: ATP-dependent Clp protease ATP-binding subunit CLPT1, chloroplastic-like
Exons: 6
Coding region: 145-846 (233 amino acids)
Source: RefSeq, a predicted model, not a curated record